GGUGGUGAAAACCGCCCAGCGCAUCACAGGAGCACCACUCCCUGCCAUAGAGGACAUCUAUGGGAAGCYAUGUCUCAAUCGGGCCAGGAAAAUUUAUCAAAGACUCCAGUCACCCAGCAUAGACUUUUCACCCUCCAGCCCUCUGGGAGGCGCUACAGGAGCCUCUGCACUAGAACUACCAGGAACCAGGAUCUAUCUGAGGCUCUGGACUCCGGUGGUUCAGACAUGGAGAUGGAGAAGAGCAUCGUCCAGGAACAUACAACUCAACAUCGAGCGAAGAUGUGGAAGAUUGCUCUGAACGUCUCUGGAAAAGGGGACAGUCUGUCUCCUUGGGACGGUGUUCUUGAUUUACCAGAACAGACCCUCAUUCACAACCGCAGUCAGCAGCUGAUUGACCAUCUGGGAGUUUCAGAAGACGAGAUGAAAGACAUGGUGUCUGACGUGGAGUCGGUCAUCACUUUCUACUGCAAGUCUCGCAACAUAACCUUCACCCCCGAGCUCAGCUGGCCACAUCUGCUCCAACCCCUGCUGGGGCUGCGGUUGCCCCGCAGCGACCUCUACAACUGCUUUUACGCCGUCAUGAAUAAAUACAUCCCAAGGGAGUGUGUGCAGAAGGGCCGACCUUUCCACCUUUACAGACUGCUGCUGCAGUAUCAUGAGCCGGAGCUUUGCUCCUUCUUGGACACCAAAAAGAUCACGCCUGACUCGUACGCCAUCAGCUGGCUGGGCAGUCUGUUUUCCAGCCACUGCAGACCUGAGGUCACCCAGGCCUUAUGGGACUCCUACCUCCAGCAGGCCGACCCAUUCCUCAUCUUCUUCCUCAUGCUCAUCAUCCUCGUCAAUGCCAAAGAGACUAUCCUGGGACAGGAAGGAGACAGCAAAGAGGACAUCAUCAAAAUGCUGGAAGCAUCUCCUUCCCUCCUGGAAGCAGAAGACAUUGAAGAUUUGUUUUCUCUGGCUCAGUAUUAUCAGAGCAAAACCCCGCUGUCUCUCAGGAAGAUGAAUCAGAAUAUGUUUGGUAGCAGCCUGGUGGCUCUUAAAGAGGAGGACAUGGACCUGAGUCAGGCUCUCUGCCUCCCUGUGUCGGUCCCUGAAAUCCUCCAGGCCAAUCAGCUGCAACAGGAUGGAGUGCGGUUUUUCGUUGUGGAUUGUCGACCUGCAGAGCAGUACAACGCUGGACAUCUGUCCACAGCCUUCCACCUGGACUCUGACCUGAUGCUCCAGAACCCCUCUGAGUUUGCUCUUUCUGUGAAGUCCCUCCUGGAGGCUCAGAAGCAGUCUUUAGAGUCGGGAUCCAUCGCCAGCGGAGAGCAUUUGUGCUUCAUGGGCAGUGGGAGAGAAGAGGAGGACAUGUACAUGAACAUGGUGCUGGCACACUUUUUACAGAAAAACAAAGAAUAUGUGAGCAUUGCUAAAGGAGGGUUUAUGGCUCUCCAGAAGCACCUGGUGGACAUGAAUGUCGAGGGCCUCGACUCUUCGUAUGUCAACUGGAUCGUCAGCACUUCUGGAUCCCACAGCAGCCUGAGCUCUGCUGAUGGAGAUUUAAGCAGCCCUGGAGACGGUAAAGGUGUCAAAUCUUUAGUCAACAAAAUGACUUUUGCUCUGAAAUCCAAGUCAGUCAACGUAAAGGAGAAGAUGAUCAGCUUCAUUGAGAACACUUCCACCCCUGUAGACAGAAUAUCUUUCAAUCUGCCCUGGCCAGAGAAGGUGGUUCCAGAUCGACACGUGAGCAGCAGCGAUCGAGUUGGCAAACCUUACCGAGGAGUGAAGCCCGUCUUCAGUAUUGGUGACGAAGAAGAGUACGACACAGAUGAGAUCGACAGCUCAUCCAUGUCGGACGAUGACAGGAAGGAGAUCGUGAACAUUCAGACCUGGAUAAAUAAACCAGAUAUAAAACAUCACAUUCCAUGCAAUGAGGUGAAAGAAACGGGUCACAUGUUCCCCAGUCACUUGUUAAUCACAGCGACCCACAUGUACUGCCUGAGGGAGAUCGCCUCCAGGAAGGGGUUUGCUUACAUCCAGUCCAGACAACCUCUGAGCUCUGUGGUGAAGAUCACAUCCAAAAAGAAGCAUCCAGAACUUAUUACCUUCAAGUUUGGGAGCAACAAUUCAGCAGGAGUGGAGAUCUCCGCAGUUGAAAGAUAUUUGAUACCCAACGCAGGCGACGCCACCAAAGUCAUCAAGCAGCAGAUUAUGAAAGUUCUAGAUGCUCUGGAGAGCUCCUAAAGGAAAAUCAAAGUCUUCACAGGAGAUGAUGAUAACCACCCAUGACACAAACUGUAAGAAGAGCCUCCUCCUCCUCCUGCUGUCCCUGUGUCCUCCCUCCUGGACAGCUCCGUGUUGACGGGGGUACGCCCAGUGUCUCCUGCCUACGGGACAUCUGUCCACAUCGUCGACUAACUGCACACAGGCUGUCCAAAAACCUAGGUGCUCCUCGGUCAUCCAACCAUCGCCUUUUACUAAUUUAAGAAGUAUUGGUUAUCGUGUGUAUUCUUCCUUCCUGCUUGUAUAUUAUGGGAUGUCAUUACAGUUUGGCUUUGAUUUCCUUCUGGCCUUAACGUAGCAGACUGGUCCGACCAGAGGCAAAUCUUUCAAAUCCAUACACGACUGAUCUUUAUCAACCUGAGCAUCUUAAAUCAGACUAACUUGUUUUGUUGUGAACAGUAUUGCGUUGUUUUUUUGUUUUUUUUUUCUUGAUGUGUUGAGUAGAUUUAAUGUUUGUAUUUCCAGCCAGGAAACAAACGUGAGUCGGCUGAGCUCGGAUGUAAAAAUGCACGCACUAAAAAAAAAAAGAAACAGCAGCCCUGGCACACGAAGCAGGUUUUUCUACUGGAACCUUUUUUUUGUUUUGUUUUUCUCUCUGAUAACUUUCUUUUCAGUAGUUAGCCUUAAAAAGAAACUAUUUGAUGAUGUUUAUAAUUCUGUAAUAUACUGUUUAAACAACUAUCAGCACAGACCUCUGUAAUGUAAAAACAUGCUGGGAAGACCAGCUGAUCCCUUCUUUCUGCUGUAGCCUCUCUGUCUGUUUCUGUUUCUCUGCCAUGACAUCGUGACUAUUUCUAAAAGCUGACGGUUUGAUGUAGCUCUCAGAAAACUUUGUCUUCAGACCCUGUGGACUAAAUCGGAAUCCUGACAAGUUCAGUGUUGUCUCCGUCUUGGAGAACUGGAUGAAAACGUGCUUCUUGUUCAUUUUGGCAGAAACGAGGACUGUGCUUUACGCUCACAAGCACAAAUCUGAAAAAAGGUCCUGAGUUGAUUUGUUUAAAGAACAGUUUUGUUUUCAGAGCUUUCAGCUGUUUCUGUUUGGUUGCCACUGUUGCCUUUGGCCUCAUGCCUGUGAGAUGUUAUUUUGGCUUCAGCGGUGGCAACAGAUUUCAGUAAACUGCUGCGUCUCUCUUUAAGACUUCCUCUCAUUUCUUUUGCCUUUUAUUUAUUUUAUUUUUUUGCAUUUUCUUUAAGGUUGCUCGUGUCAGAAGACAUCAAAGUGUCCUGUGUGACUUCAGUUGUUGAACGUUUGGUCUGCAGAGCAUAAAAUACUCUCUAAAAUUGAAAUGGGUUUCACCGCCCUAACCAAAACACACAAAGUUAUUAGGAAAACCAAAACUUGAAAUAAAGACUAAGUUUGGUCUUUCUUCACUCCCGUCUUUACAGCAUUCCUGUGUUGCCCAUACAUUGUAUUGUAAUUUGUAAAUUUGUGAUAUUUUUCAGUAUUCUUCUUGACUGGAACAUCCUUGACUGUAAGUCUCAACAUUACUCUGUGUAACAUCGCUGGCAACGGAUGUCAACCACUAUUUAAAGUGAAACUGUAACAUGCACCUUACUGUACUGCUAUUAUUUUCUAAAUGUUUCCGUUUUUAAUAAAUGGAAAUUGUUGGACUGCA
This is a messenger RNA of Austrofundulus limnaeus, 3881 nucleotides long. RefSeq names its product TBC1 domain family, member 23 (gene tbc1d23). Gene Ontology annotation, cellular component: trans-Golgi network. NCBI's taxonomy places the organism in Eukaryota, Metazoa, Chordata, Actinopteri, Cyprinodontiformes, Rivulidae. The coding region runs from base 70 to 2226 and encodes 718 amino acids. The transcript has 19 exons. The record is from RefSeq and is a predicted model, not a curated record. Gene Ontology annotation, biological process: embryonic brain development; retrograde transport, endosome to Golgi.